Messenger RNA from Lentinula edodes (shiitake mushroom), 1362 nucleotides. RefSeq lists its product as uncharacterized. The transcript has 6 exons. NCBI's taxonomy places the organism in Eukaryota, Fungi, Basidiomycota, Agaricomycetes, Agaricales, Omphalotaceae. The record is from RefSeq and is a predicted model, not a curated record. Bases 1 to 1362 code for a protein of 453 amino acids.
AUGCGUCUGAAAGCUAUCGAUGAUGCCGGCCCAGGAGCAGAUGUUCCUGUCACAAUUUUCUCUCUUGGGACGAAACGAAAAUUCAUGGCCACACCUAACGCCUAUCCUGACCUGGUGCGUCUAGUGAGGCGGAAGUUCAAUAUACCAGAUGAUUGUGUGCCGAUAUUUCGGUCGCGCGCACCGACCAGCAAUCGCUCAGAAGAACGUUUUGAAAUUGACGAUUCUGCGUACGAGCACAUGAAAGACUACAUUGAUGAACUGGAAAUCGUUAUCGAGGUAGGUGCUGUAUCUCGAGCUAGAGAAGAGACAAGUCUGGAACAUGGCGGCGAUGUCAAAGGGAAGAUGAAAGCCAAAGACACCCCGGUAGUAUCUCCUUCCUCCAGUCGCGAAACUAUCAAACCCAAAUCCACAUCAUUCAAUGGGCCCCCAACCACUAUAGACUCCUCACGGCCACUAUCUACAUCGUCUUCCUCUGGGAAACCAAAAUCUAUUCCUGUGCCUCCUAGUCCAAGUACCCGAACUGAUCCUCAUGACCUUUUCAAUGAUGAUAUGCCUGUUGAGUACGCCUCACCCAAGAAAAAGAAAACUACGAAGCCACAGGAGACUCCAAACACCAUUUUACGACAUGUUCAUAAUGUUGAUGCUGAUGAAGAUGAAGUACCGGCUACCCCUCAGCCUGCAGGUUCGAAAUCGAAGUCUGCCCACUCCAACUCCAAGGGUAGCUCUAGCGAAUGGGAAGAACUUGCUCUUCAAUCAAAAAGUUCACAGGAAGAGGGAAACACUUUGGGUGAAUCCUCUAAAGGGCAAAAAUUGAGUCACAAAGGUGCCGCAUCGAAAAUUGAUGGGGAGAUAUCUGCUACUGUGAAGAAGGAGAAAUUAGCUAAACCGUCAAAUUCUACUGCACCCGCAAAAGAUACUAGAUUGCUUGCUAGAAUUGACGCUAUAACAGAUAGCCAGCCUCCCAUAAUAUUGACCCAGGAUACCAACGCUUCUGCCCAGAGUCAAAACCAAUCGCAAACUCAAACCCAGACUUCAACAUCUGCCGAACCCGAACCGCGUUUCAAAAUCAGAAUUUGGGGUCCUCGUGAUCAGAAUGGUGAGUUUAUGACCAAGAAGAAACACACUGUUCGCAAAGUACUUGCUGGAGCAUGCAAGAACUUUGGUCUCGACCCUAUUCAAGCAAAACUCCAACUGGUAGUCGAGCUUCCUGAUGAAUUCACUGGUGAGAUGGUGUCGCAUCACUAUGAUUGCGACAAUGAGGACACUGUAGGCAAGGCAGGUAUAGGUCCUGAAUCGACGUUGAAAGUUUGUGUGUUAGGAGACGAGGAGGAGGAAGACUACGAAGAAGGGGGUAGUUAUUGA